Molecule: messenger RNA, 1125 nt
Organism: Dacryopinax primogenitus
Lineage: Eukaryota; Fungi; Basidiomycota; Dacrymycetes; Dacrymycetales; Dacrymycetaceae
Product: acid protease
Exons: 1
Coding region: 1-1125 (374 amino acids)
Biological process (GO): proteolysis
Molecular function (GO): aspartic-type endopeptidase activity
Source: RefSeq, a predicted model, not a curated record
AUGACAGUCGAUCGAUUCAUCGUGGAUGUCAGUAAUCACUCCGCUGGCCGCCCGACCGCGCCAAUCUUCCCUGCCAAUACCGUCCUCUCUACUGUUCCUCUUCAGCUCUCAUACAUAGCCCCUAUUACUUUGGGGGGAAACGAGCCUGCCCUUGAAGUCCUCCUCGAUGCCGGUGCACCCGAUGUCUGGGUUGACUCUGUGUUCUGCACAGGGACGAAUUGUAAUGGCCACAACAAAUACCACCCUGGGCCCAAGUUUGUCAACCUCAGCAUCAAAGACACCGAGAUUUACGGAGGCGGAGGCCCGGACGAAACUUUUAUCACCUGGCGGGUGAAUGACAGUGUUACUUUUGGAGAUAUCACCAUUCCCACUACAACCCUUGGCGCUGCUGUUCGGAUCGGUCCCGAUCAAUCGUACGAUGGUAAUUUCGGUAUUGCCAAGGCAUACUAUGCACAAUGCAGCUAUUCAAACAUCUACCCGAACUUCGUCGAGAACAUGUACCUUCAAGGCAUUAUCAAGAACCCGGUCAUCGCAUUCUAUCAACUGGAUGGGUCGGAGAGCGUCCCAUCGGGCGUGGUAUCACAGGCUUCGAUUGGCGGCUUGGACGCGAACAAGUUCACAGGGCAGGUUGACUGGAUCCCCAUGGGUCCGCAGUUCAUGUGGACAAACCCUACGUCGACUCGGUGGGUGCAGGCUUCGCCCUCUGCCACCGUGCAGGAUGCCACUGAGGAAUUCAAUCACCCUGCGAUCACAUUUGAUACAGGUGAUCCGGGCUUGCUCGGGCUUCCACACGACGACUGGGUCACCCUCAUGUCUCUUCUUGGUGCCGAAGGACCAGAUUCUAACGGGAACUAUCUCAUUCCAUGGGAGUCGACCAUGACCUGGAACUUUUACGGCUCUCAAAUGCGAAAUUACACAUUCAACCUCGCGGACACGACAACUGAUAACGGAAGCGGGUUUUGCAAUCCCUCUGCCAAUGAUGCUGGUGACACCACGAACUGGAUAACUGGUGCCCCAUUCCUCCAUCAAUACUACAUUGCUUUCCACUACGCGGCGAACCUGAUGGGGUUCGCAACGCGGAAUCUGGGUGCCAGUGCUGCGCAUAGCUCGCCAUACUUCAGCUAA